This is a messenger RNA of Carassius auratus (goldfish), 1152 nucleotides long. RefSeq names its product male-enhanced antigen 1-like. The coding region runs from base 152 to 694 and encodes 180 amino acids. The record is from RefSeq and is a predicted model, not a curated record. The transcript is spliced from 4 exons. NCBI's taxonomy places the organism in Eukaryota, Metazoa, Chordata, Actinopteri, Cypriniformes, Cyprinidae. Gene Ontology annotation, biological process: spermatogenesis.
AUCAUGAUUGUAUUUCAGCAGAGUAAUUCCAGAUGAUGGCAGUAAUGCAACUUCUACGAUGCAAGCUGCCGUUAAAAACCACAGAAGAAGAACAGCUCUCCUGAACAAAAACACUUGGAUCAAAGCGCUCGACACAAGAUACAGCUGUUGAAUGGAAGUGGCGAGGCCCCGAGGGAUGGGUCCAGAGAGAAUCUCCCCGAGCUCCGAGGAGGAUGAGGCGGAAGACCGGCCUCUAGACACCGCUGUGCCGGGGGAGUGGAGCGGAGAGGACAUGGAGGAGGACGAGGACGAGGACGGAGGCGCUGGAUAUUACUAUCAGCCUCUGAAUCAAGAGCCAGAGGGGACGAGCGGCUCACACACAGAGCCCGUGGAUGAAGGCUCCCCCGCAGAGCAGCUGCAGGAGGUCCAGGGGCGAAUAGAGGCCAUGGGUCUGUUCCUGCCCCAGCCUCCUCCUCCUGACAGUGAUGAAGAGGAGGAUCCUGAAGGAGCCGCUGCUUGGAGAAGUUACGCGUCCAUUCCCAUGGAUGAAGAUCAAGUUGAGCUGGUGAAACGGACCAUGGCGGCUGUAAAUCUGCCGACUCUAGUAAUCCCUGCGUGGGCCCAGGAGAUCUCAGAUGACCAGUGGAAGGACAUGGUCCAGCAGACGCUUCAGUCCACACACAGCUCUGCACGCCCGAGACUGGAACGCAAGUGAAACAGAUGUGCUCCUCUCAAACUAAUCAAAUAGCAUAUUUAUCACCUUCGCUGUGGUUUAUACAAACUGUGGACUGAAAAGCCUUUUAAUUGCUUUAAGCUGAUACACUGCAAGUGUCCAGUUGAUGCCGUUAAACAGAAGGUGAAAACUGUCCUGAAAACACCCCAGAUGUUUCUCAACCCAUCUGUAUAAAUUAUGCAGGGUUUUCUUGAGGUUUGUAAAGUGGAGAAUUUUGCAAGACUUGUAUGUCAGCAUAUAUAGUGCAUCUCAGUCAUAAUCACAUCUAAAUGAAUCUGACUGUUGAUAUCUGUGCAAUGAGUGACUGAUCCUUUAUGUAUCUCACACGGCUCGAGCAACACAAAUGGCUGUCGCGUCUUUUGUUUCUUUAUUUUUCGUUCUGUACAUACAUGAACAUCUGUACAAAAUAUGACUUUCAUACUAUGUAAUGCGCAACCUAA